UGACAGCAGAGGCAAAAACGUGACGUUGCAGCAGGAUAAACAAACGCAGCUUUUGGGCAGAGACGGAGAGGCAAACUGUAGUCUGACAUUCUCUAAACACACCUCGGACCAUGCAGUCUUCUAAGAGGAGCGAGGGUGACUGGCAGGGGCUCGUCAGCGAGUUCCUGGUGUGUAAGCGCAAGCUGGAGAGCAAGAAGGAGGCCCUGCUCAUUCUGUCCAAGGAGCUGGAUACCUGUCAGCAGGAGAGAGACCAGUACAAGCUGAUGGCCAACCAGCUGAGGGAACGCCACCAGGGACUCAAGAAAAAGUACAGGGAACUCAUUGAUGGUGACCCCUCUUUGCCACCAGAAAAACGCAAUCAAGUGAACCUGGCUCAGCUGUUGAGAGACUCGAGGGAACGAGCCAAACAGCUAGCUGAGGAGGUGAAGGAGCUGACUCAGAGACUUAACGAGGCCCAGGGGGACAACAAGCUCCUGAGAAUGACCAUCACUCGACAGAGGCUGGGGGAUGAGGAGGUGGGGGCACGCCAUUUCCCCGCCCACGAACGGGAGGAUCUAGUUCGCCAGCUUGAGAGAGCAGGGCUACAGAUGGAAGAGAUGGAGCACAACAUGAAGGCUCUGACGGACGAGCUGCAGGACGUGAAGGCGGAGCGCAGUGUGUUCAGGGAGAAGACCUACCGACUCAACGUGGAGCUCAACCACAUCUUGGGUAACCGUGAGGCACGCAUCAUCGAUGUGGAUGCCCUCUGCAUGGAGAACAGGUAUUUGCAUGAGCGUUUCAGCCAACUUCAAGAGGAGGUGAACCUGCUGAAAUCCAACAUCAUGAAGUACAAGACAGCUCUUGAGAGGAGGAAAAACUCCAGCACAUAUGGGAAAUCAAACAGCAGUCCCCUCACUGGAGUCCUCUCAGCCAAACAUGUCCAAGAGUUGCUCCUGGAAGAGCAGGGCUGCAGCCUGCCAGCCACGCCCCAGUCCAUCUCUGACCUCAAGUCCCUGGCCACGGCUCUGCUGGAGACCAUCCAUGAGAAGAACCUGGUCAUCCAGCACCAGAGGCACACCAACAGGAUCCUUGGAAACAGAGUAGCAGAUUUGGAAAGGAAGCUGAAGACGUUGGAGGUUUCUGGACUCUGGAGUCUUCCAGGGAAUCGGGACAAUAUCACAAUGAGUGAAAAUCUUCAACCGGAGCUUCAUCCAACACGUGCCACAUCUCAGCCUAACAUGCAGCCCAGAGUGCAGCCACCCAAAGUUGUGUCAGACGACCGAAAUUCACAUGAAUCGUCGUGGGAAUGCCUCGCUGUUGGAAGCGACCUUGGCACAGAUGGCGUCAGAAGGGAAGACGCACCUGCACUGCUCAACAGCCUGGAGCCUCCAGUGGGGGUGGAGACGAAUGGGAUUGACAGGAGAGGGGGAGAAAUCGUGACCCUGACAGAUAACGAAGCCGCCUUAGAGCUGGAGGAGGGACAGAGUCCAGUGGAAGAGGCGGGGCAUGAGGUAGAAGGGGUUGAGGACGAAGAACUGGGCUCCACGGUGGAGGAAGGAGAAGAGGCGGCUCUGGCUCUGGGUGUCACGUCCACUGAAUCAGACCAUCCAUGGCUUCCAAAUGAGCAAGCCUCUGUAGAUCAUUCGGAGGCGGGCCAUCAGCCCUGCAAAUCCCAGAACGAUAGGUCCAAUCACGAGCCUGAACAUGCAGAAGCCUCACUAUCAACUCCAGAGAACCAUUCCACAGAGGUGUUGAAUACAGAAAGGUGGGACAUCAUAGCACUGCGGAGCGACACUUGUCACAGUGACAACUUGGCAUGAUCUCACGGCACUGAAAGACCUAAAAUCCUAGUCCUUGUCACUCUUGCUGAUAAUUGCAUUAAUCGUCCCUUGUUACAUUCACACAGCGUGGCCACCGUUCACAAGCUCCCUGUUCCACCUCGCAGCUCUGUUUCAGUCAAUAAAACACAGAGAGAAAACACUUUUUCAGCCGCCGUUGACGGAGCCGGAGGUGCACUUUGUAUCUAGACAGGCUCGUUGCUGCGCAGGAACAGGCAAUCGUGAAAUCAAUGGAGUUGCAAACUUCAUGCCCUACAGGAAGAAUUUAGCUAGGGAAAUAACAGAUAUGGCAGCCUCAACUCCUGUGCCCCAUAUUCCCUUCUUCCUUUCCCCUGCGAUCAGAUAAUCCCAAUUGUUUGCUUUCUUCAUCUUCCAAAGGGAUGCCGAUAAACAGAGUGCUGCAUUUUGUUGUUACUCUCAUAGGGGGUCCAAAUUGACUAACCAAAACGUGUGAGGCAUGUGUUGUAAAUAUGUAUAAAUCAAUAAUAUUAUUAUUUAUGAUUCUAUCAAUGUAUAUUCAUCUGUAUGGGUGAAUCUUACUGAUAAGUCCGUUUUUUUUUUUCCAUAUUUAUGUUCAUUUUGAAGUUGAUAUUUGGAUGAGACUACAUGUGCCUUAUAUGUGGAA
Anoplopoma fimbria (sablefish) is the source of this 2442-nucleotide messenger RNA. RefSeq names its product coiled-coil domain containing 149a (gene ccdc149a). Lineage: Eukaryota; Metazoa; Chordata; Actinopteri; Perciformes; Anoplopomatidae. The transcript has 12 exons. The coding region runs from base 111 to 1799 and encodes 562 amino acids. The record is from RefSeq and is a predicted model, not a curated record.